Spirodela intermedia is the source of this 767-nucleotide messenger RNA. Lineage: Eukaryota; Viridiplantae; Streptophyta; Magnoliopsida; Alismatales; Araceae. The record is from the annotation of a GenBank genome assembly.
AUGACUAUGCCUGCUCACUGGCCCGCUAUCCUCUCCUGUGCCGACAGACCUCGGUCUUGGUUUGGCCCUUGGUGGAGGGGAAAGUCGGCCUUCACCUUCUUGCAGCUACAGGAGCUGGAGCACCAAGCGCUUAUCUUCCAGCACAUGGCGGCUGGAGUGCCCGUCCCUCCAGCUCGUCCUCCCAUCUGGAAGAGCGUCGCCAGCUCCUCCCCUUCGCCUCCCAUCACUCGCUCCCUCCUGUAAGUCUUACUGGGAUCUCCUCACCGCCCUCAGUACUUUGGUUCUUUUCUUUUCUUCUAUUCUGCUCAUCAGUUCGAUCUUCCCCAGUCAUGGGCUGCGUCGGCGGCGGCGGCGGCGGCGGCGGCGGCGGCGGGCUCUGCUUCGACUACGGCAGCAGCGUGGACCCCGAGCCGGGGCGCUGCCGGAGGACCGACGGGAAGAAAUGGCGGUGCUCCAAGGCCGUCGUCCCCAACCACAAGUACUGCGAGCGGCACAUGCACCGCGGCCGCCACCGCUCGAGAAAGCCCGCGGAAGACGGCGCCGCCGCUGCUUCCCCAGCACCAACCCCACCGGUGGCGGAAGUCGUCGCCACCAGCGCCGCCACUCUCUCCAUCAGCUUCCCGAGCGAGUUCCACCUUGCCGCCGCCGGCACCAGCAUCAGCGGCGGCAGCAUUUCUCCCAGGCUAGGAUUCUCGCCCAUCAGCGUCCUCCCCGACGGCGCAGCUGAAGGCUCUCUAAUAUCGAUGAAACGGGCGUCCUCUUUAUAG